Molecule: messenger RNA, 1854 nt
Organism: Chaetomium fimeti
Lineage: Eukaryota; Fungi; Ascomycota; Sordariomycetes; Sordariales; Chaetomiaceae
Exons: 3
Source: RefSeq, a predicted model, not a curated record
AUGUUAUCCUCACCCGCCUGGCCGACUGGCUCGAGCACGAGGUCAUCGUACUCUUCCAGUUGUGAGUUGGAUGCUAGCAAGCUCACUGUCGACUGCAACUUUCUAGAGCUGCUUGCAGGAGACCUUACGAUCUCGGAAAGCAUAUUCAUGUCGAAAGCUAUGACCGCCGGUCGUCCCUUUGCGGACCUUGCGGCGCCGGAUUCGGGUGCGAGCGCCUCCUUCCAACGGUCGCUUCUUCCGUACCGCGCAGGUCACCAGCAGCAGCCCCCCAGCAUGAGCACAACUUUGCUGCCCUCCUUUGUGGAGGAGGAAGCAGGGUUGUAUGUUGAGGAUCUUGACAGCGACGGACGACUUGGGAUCAAGAACAGAUACCUGAAUUCAUCCAAUGUCCCUUCAACAGCAAUGGUGCCUCACUUAACCAUCACGCGGCAACAAUCUGUUGCCACUGCCGCCACGUCAGAUUCCGGUCGCUGUUCCUCGGUUUUUUCACACAACACACACUCACCAACCUUCCCCGCGCUCUCCUAUUCCUCAAACAGAGAGGGCAGUUCACACGGCACUUGGUACGAAGAUGACCCAGACUCUCCGCAAGAUGGACCAGCAAGCUCGGUAUUUACAGCAAGAACUUCACUUUCUGAUACGCAUCAACCUGUCUUGGAUCCCGGCAAUUACGGAGACAUGAUUGAACCGUCAAAACCAACGGUUGAUCGAACCGGGCCCGCUCAAGCUACCGCCGAAGUCCACUUUCCCGGUAGCUGCCGUGGUACUCGCUCACGGCCGCACACGCCCCCAAACCAACCACAUCUCGAAAAGGCGCGCAUCGUCGAGAUUUCACCCGUGGCCAGGGGCCCGAAACGGACCUCGUCACUGGAAUGGGACCGUUAUCGCACAGAGCCACUCUCGGUAACAUCGCAAUCCCGAGGGGUGGCAGUCCCAGCUAGGGUAACUGAGGAGCUCGGACAGGGCGGCGGCAUUCCAAAGGAGGACAUUCAGUUUACUGUACCAAUAAUCGAGACGGCUAACGGCCGAAUCGUCAUCGACGCAUCCGCGCCGCCUCCGAUAGCGUUUGCCAGCAGAGACCAGGCCCGGCACCGUCUCCAUGCUCGGCCAUCGUCCUCAAUGGCGAUUCGUGAGAAUGAGAUUCUCGACGACGGCGACGAACCAAGCGCUAGGGCAUACCAAAAAGCGCUUACGGGAAAGCCGUCACUUCCUGAUCUCCGCCGUUGGGUCGAGGCCAGCGCUGAAACGCUCGCCUCGCCCCAGAGAAGCACGCCGUAUACAUCAAGCGCACAUGGCAUUCCACUGCCCCCGGAGGUCAUAGAGUCCCUCCGGGUAUCGAUAUCCUGCUUCCCGGAGACUAUGCUCCUCACUUCGAGCCUCUCCAUCGAGACCAUGCGCGCUUACUCUAAAAAGGACCUCACCAUCCCCCACAAAGCCGCCAGCCUCCUCGGCAUGAACGACCCCGUCUCAGCCGCCGCCGCAGCAGCCGCUCUCCGCGCCGCACCACCGCCACCGUCGUCUUCGGUGUUGAGCCGUGCCGGCCGGCGGGACAGGAACGCUUUGAGUGAGCUGUUUGUUCCCACGGCCAGUGGGGGUGGUGGUGGUGGUGGUGGUUCGGGGUUUGGGUCCGGGUUGGUGCGGAGUAUGACGAACAACAGCCGCGCGCGGAGUGGCACGGGUGGGAGUAGUAGUGGGUUUUCGCGCGGGGGGACGGGUUAUGGGGCUCAUGGUGCUGGUGGUGGCGGUGUGUGCCAGGAGGGUGGCAGCGGGCCGGCGGCGGUCGCUGGGGAGGUGUUGCUUGCGGGACUGGGUCGGUGUGUUAACUUGUUGGUUGCGGCUAUGCGGCGGGAGGGG